AUGGCACCCUCGUCCUUGGGGUACUCACACGAGAGGAUCCUCUCCCCACCGGCAACCCUUGUCAUUCCUCCCAAUUACCUGGUAGAACGGGCUGCUGGAUUACCGGACGGUAGUCAAGACCCAGCUCCGCCGGUGGGUCAAUCGACCGGGCUCAUGCAGCCAGCCGCUUCGCCACACCCUACCACAGCGGUGGAGCUUCAAGUUCCAGCAGCGUUACUUGCUUGGUGA
Molecule: messenger RNA, 228 nt
Organism: Coprinopsis cinerea okayama7#130
Lineage: Eukaryota; Fungi; Basidiomycota; Agaricomycetes; Agaricales; Psathyrellaceae
Exons: 2
Coding region: 1-228 (75 amino acids)
Source: RefSeq, a predicted model, not a curated record